Molecule: messenger RNA, 8152 nt
Organism: Capsicum annuum
Lineage: Eukaryota; Viridiplantae; Streptophyta; Magnoliopsida; Solanales; Solanaceae
Product: chaperone protein dnaJ 1, mitochondrial
Exons: 15
Coding region: 105-1238 (377 amino acids)
Biological process (GO): response to heat; protein refolding
Cellular component (GO): cytoplasm
Molecular function (GO): heat shock protein binding; ATP binding
Source: RefSeq, a predicted model, not a curated record
GAAGGAAGAAUUCUUUUCCAAGUAACCCCAAUUCCUCUCACUAUUAUUUGCCUUUUUAAUUUUCCUUUUCAAAAGGCUCAUGUUUUAUCUAUCCAGCUAAAAAAAUGGGGAGAUUGAGGUGGACUGGAGUUUCCCCAAAAUCUAUAAUUCAAAUUGCUUUGUCAUGGCGUUCGUUCUCUACAAAUUCAACACAUGUUUCAGAAUAUUUGUUGCCUACAUUACUUAGAAAUCGAUCUUUGUACAGUUGCAGUUUUAUUGGUAAACCUAAUAGUUCUUCGACUAGGAGAUUUCCACCAUUGAAGCAUUUUUUCCAUUCCACCGGAACUUGUUAUUCUCCAGAACGAGAUUACUAUGAAAUUCUUGGCGUAACUAGAGAUUCUAGUCGAGAUGAGAUCAAGAAAGCUUUUCAUGUGCUUGCAAAAAAAUACCACCCAGAUGCCAAUAAGAAUAAUCCAUCUGCAAAGAGGAAAUUUCAAGAUAUAAGAGAUGCCUAUGAGAUUCUGCAAGAUCCACAAAAGAGAGCACAAUAUGACAUGAUGAAGGAGCAACCUAGCAACACAGAGGAUAUAAAUUAUAAUUAUGGGAAUGGCAAUGAUUUUAGAUAUUCUUAUAAAACACAAUUCUCUGAUUCGUUUCAGAAAAUAUUUUCUGAGAUAUUUGAAAAUGAGGCUGAAAAUAUGACGCAAGACAUUCAGGUGGAGCUUUCUCUCUCUUUUUCUGAAGCUGCUAAAGGAUGCACAAAACAUCUUUCAUUUGAUGCAGAUGUUCCAUGUGAUUCUUGCAAUGGUACGGGCUAUCCAUUGAAUUCCAAGCCAAGAGAAUGUCCAACUUGUCAAGGAAUUGGGAGAGUUACAAUCCCUCCAUUUACAGCAACUUGCAGUACCUGUAAAGGAUCUGGAAGAGUCAUUAAGGAACGUUGUAGGGCAUGCAAAGCAUCAGGAGUCGUUGAAGCCAUUAAAGACGUUAAAGUAACUAUACCCGCUGGUGUUGACUCUGGUGAUACUAUUCGUGUGCCAAAAGCUGGUCAUGCUGGCAGGCGAGGGAUGCAACCAGGCAGCCUAUUUAUAAAGCUAAAGGUUGCUAAAGAUCCUCUUUUUGCUAGAGAAGGAGCUGACCUUUAUGUGGAUUAUCAUAUCAGCUUUACAAAACUUCUGUCUCCAACAGUGCCAUCACCAGAUUUAAGCAUUGAUCAACAUACUGAAGAAUGUGACUUCAAAAUUUCAUCCCAGUACAGUUGACAACAAUUAGAGAUUGUUGAGUUUUUCUCCUGAUCAUUAAAAGGCGAUAUAUUAAAAGACAGAACGACAGCAUUAAGGAAGUGCUGUAAAUAUUUACAGGUAAAGGGAAAGCUACUAUACAGAUUGUUUAGUGAGCUCGAUAAGUCUAUCAUGGCUUCUUUGUCAUUUGCAAUAGCCAGAUUACACCAAAAAAGCUAUAGAGGAUUUGUUCCAUAUGGACCACCAAAUAGCUGUAGGAAAUGAAUUCCAUAUUUUCAGUUUAGUCUUUCCCAGAGGCCAGAACCAACACCUUUCUAUCUCGCCUCUGAGGUAGUGGUAUGUUGUUCCUGUAGUAGCCUUUGCCAGGCCUUUUUUUUUUUUUGAUGAAGUAAUAAGAAAUUUCGUUGCUGGCAUCAGAAGAUGACAGUACGUUGUUAGCUCAAAUACGGAAAAGACUAAACUAGUACCAGGGAAUUAACAAAGUUCAACGAGUUAUCUGGGGAAUCUAUGGGUGAAAGGUUAUGCCAACUAUAUAGAUACAAAAGAAGGGCUGUCCUGACUGACGAAGCUUUACAGAUUUGCUCAAGGUGUUUCAUGUGUGGUUUAACAGUUAAGAUCAAUGCUCACCUCUUCUUACACUUUAAAACAGCUGCGAAUUUGUGGAACAUGUUCUUUUGUAUACUAGGGGUGAACAGGGUAAUGCCUAGGACUACUUUGGAGCUGCUGAAAUGCUGGAAUGGAGUUGGGAGAAGAGGAUCCACUGAAGAUUGGUGGAAGCGUUUACCAGCAUGCAUAUGGUGGACCCUAUGGAAGGAACAAAUCUGGAGGUGCUUUGAGGGUAGUGUUAACAAUAUUCAGAAGACUAGGGUUAAAUGUCUUAGUCUUCUUUUUUUGUUUUGGGUGUAAACAGGAUGGGGUGAGGGAUACUGAACAACUAGUUGAUUUCAUAGGAAAUCUGUAAAUCUAUAGCUUUCUGUGGACUGUAAUCCCACCCAGUAUGGAUUGUAAUCUAUGUUGCGCGGACUCUUCGGUUUUACUGUCGAAUCCGUCUCGACACGAGACUGACGUGGGUGCGGGUUCUUCCGCCGUCUCGGAUUCGGUCAAACGAUUUUGGAUGCAUUGACCAAAUUCAAGAAAAGGGAAAACAUUGGAUAAGAGACCGGCAACUUACCUGAAAAAAGUCCGACCGAUGACUGUUAAGUUGACAAACAAAUCCAAUUUUCAGUUGUCGAUGUGCUUGGGAAGAAAUAGAGGCAUGUCGGUUGUCAGCUGGGGAAGAAACAGAGACGACAUUGUCGGCUGGGGAAGAAGCUACUAAUGAUGAUGACUGAGGUGAGAAGAAACAAUAGACGACGUUGUCUUCCGAAGAAUCAGUCUUUCUAUUUAUUCCUCGACAUAUAAAAAGAAACAUGUCGGCUGUGUCUUUAUAUUUUUUAAUUCUUUUUGAGAAGAAUAUAUAUAUAUUUUUUAAUUCUCUAUAAUGUAAACAAUCAAUAAUGUAAAAACAAUCAAUAUAUAGUAAAAUAAUAUUUUGACAGCAGUUAUCCUAGUGUUGAAAAAGUACUCCUAAUUAUACAAAAGUUUUUUUUUGGGUAAAUAUACGUAAGUUAAAGAAAUUCCUAAUACUAAUACUACUCCUAAUUGAAAAGUAAAACCAAUGGCAAAAGUAACAAAAAAUAGUAAAGUAACUAGAAACUAAUUCUAAUCCCUGUGUGUCAAGGAAAAAUAAAUUGGUUUAAAAUUGGGAAAAGUAUUAAAUUGUUCUCAUCAAUAACAUUAUAAAUAGAACCUCUGUCAAAAAAUUUUUAACCUAAAAAACUCUGUCAUUCUUUAUCAAAUAAUAUGGCAUCAUCUGCAUUGGGUAGUCAAAAGGGAAAGGGUCCUAUGAGACUAGCAAAAAGUGUAGGAGUAGAUUUUGAUGCCGAGGUAGUAUAGAAUCAUGUAAAAACUAAUUUCAACUGCUCCCAAUGGUGGUGGAAAUAGACAUGGUCAUGUAACUAUUGCAAUAAACAAGUUACUAGAUCAUAUAAUAGAGUUAAAACAUAUCUCUUAAGAUUAUCAGGCCAUGGAGUUCAAAUAUGCAGCGAAGUUCAAGGUGAUACAUUAAGGACUUUGAAGAUGGAGCACAAACAAGCUGAAAAGAAAAAAUCUUUUGUUCAAGUUGAUGCAAGAAAAAAAGCUGAUUAUAUAUCUCUUCUAGAGGACAUUGAUUUACUUCAACAUAAAAAAAAGAAAGAGUUCAGAAAGUGGAUCUAUAGGAAAAUCUUUCAGCAUCCAUAAGAGGAAUACUGUUCACAAAUUAGUAGCUAGAAUGUUCUACGCAUCAGGUUUAUCGUUCAAUUUUGCAAAUUCUCCAUAUUUUAAAAAAUAUUCAAAGUUUUUAGCUAAAAAUUUCAUUCCCGGGUUAUAUUCCCCCAUCAUAUAAUAGGUUGAGAACAAUUCUUUUGGCUCAAGAAAAAAGACUCACAUUGAUAUGAAGUUGCAAUCAAUUAAAGAUACAUGAAAAAGAAAGGGUUGUCAAUUUGUUCAGGCGGAUGGCCUGACGCUAAAAGACGACCUUUGAUCAAUAUAUUGGCAUCAUCUAGUGAGGGUCCAAUGUUUUUAAAUUUAAUAAAUUCUAGUGGGAUCACGAAGGAUGGAAAAUAUAUUGCUAAUUUUUUUUAUUGAAGUAAUAGAAAAGGUAGGUCCAAAUAAUGUUGUUCAAGUUAUUACAGGUAACACAAGUAAUAUAAAACUUGCCGGUUCUAUGGUGGAGGAAAAUUUCCUCAUAUAUUUUGGACUCGUUGUGUUAUUCAUUAUUUGAAUCUAGCUUUGAAAAGUAUGUGAGAAUAAAUCGUCUCAUUUUUCUAAUUGCAAAUGGAUCUUAGAGUUACUUAGUGAAGUGAGUAAUUUGAAGAACUUUAUUGUGAAUCAUGAUUUGGCACAUGCGAUUUUUCAAAAGCAUUCAGAUUUGUGUUUAUUGAAAGUUAUUGAAACAAGAUUAGCCUCAUACAUUAUUAUGAUGACCGUGUUCGCAAAGUGAAGUCUUCUAUUGAGAAGAUGGUCAUGGAUGAUGAAUGGAAGAAUUUUAUGGGGGAUAAGGGGGAUGGAAGCCAAAACUCGUGGAUUAAAAUUCUUUAUAAUGAAUGAUGAGAAGUGGAAUAGUAUUGACUACUUUUUGAAAUUUACGGGACCUAUUGUAGAUAUGCUUAGAGAUGCUGAUAAGGUGAUCCGAAAUUAUAUCUCAUUUAUAAUAUGUGGGCUCAAUGAUUGAGAAUGUUAAGAAAAUAAUCUUUGAGCAUCAGGAGGAAGAUCUCAUUUUAGAAUACCCUUAUAACUCUAUAUUAUGAAUAUUUGUUUUUUUUAGGCGAAUCCUCACACCCGUAUCCAUACUCGAAUUUGAACCGCCGAAUCUUAAAAUUUAAAUUUUGACGAAUCCGACUCUUGGAUCCACACCCAUCUCGGAUACCGACACUCGUCUAAAAAUCGGCUAUUGAACAAAAACAAGAAAAUCUUAAGACAUUAAUUGAAAACUAACAAAACAAAAAGUAUUGUCCACUAUCAAGUUACCUAAGUUAGCUACUCUUCUGCACCUUCUUCAACUUCUUCCAAUUCUUCCUCAAAGACCACACUUUCCAAUUGAGGUUCAUCUAUCGAUAGCUCAGUUAAACUAUUAAUUGUCUCAUCGACAUCGAGUUGAUUUCCACUUAAAAUAAAUUAAAAAGAACAAAUAUAUAAGAAGGUUUUGCAAAUUAAAUAAUUGAGGAAAAUAAUAAAGAAAAUGUAGAAAUACCUACAUCCCAAUACUUGCUCGGCCCAUUUAUAUAUUUCUCUUUCUUGCGAGAUAGCAACUGUAGAUUAUAAUAUACAAACACUAAAUCUUCGACUCUUGAAGCUGCUAACUUAUCUCUCUUGAUGUUGUGAAUCAAAGAAUACGUGCUCUAAUUUCUUUCAAAGUUAGAGGAAGAAGCGGGUUGAGUAAGCAACUUGAAAGCUAAUUGUUGCAAAAGUGGAGUUGAGACACCAUGAUUUGCCCACCAAGAAAAAGGAUCUUCAUAAAUCAUAGCUUUAAUCACAUGAGGCUCACCAAAAUAAUCACCCCUGCUAAUGAGACUUGUUUCAUGUCAUUAGAAUCUGUAAAGUACCUUUGAAAGCACGUGAUUCUAUUCGAUGAAAUUUCUAUAUCUUUAUUGGGAGCUAGCCGUUGAAUCCCACUUUCUUUUUGAAGCCAUGAUUCAUGAUUGUAUUUGGGAACCAAAGAAUGUGUUAUACAAUGUAGAUGGGUAUUGCUUUUGUUCCACCUAGCCACAACAAUACCGUAAAUAGAAUAAAAAAAGUUUGAUUGGCCAAAAAUGAGAUCUUCCCACUCAUACUCAAAGAUUAUUUUCUUAACCUUCUCAAUCAUUGAGCCCCACAUAUCAUAAAUGAGAUGUAAUUUCGGAUCAAUUAAAUCAGCAUCUCUAAGCAUAUCUACAAUAGUUUCCGUAAAUUUCAAAAAGUAGUCAAAUACUAUUUCGUUUCUUAUCAUUCAUUAUAAAGGAUUUUAUUUCACGAGUUAUGGCUUCAAUUCCCUUAUCCCCUUGUAAUUCUUCCAUUCAUCAUCCAUGGCCGUCUUCUCUAAAGACGACUUCACUUUGCGAACACGGCCGUCACAAUAAUAUAUGAGGCUAAUCUUGUUUCAACAACUUUCAAUAAACACAAAUCUGAAUGCUUUUGAAAAAUCGCAUGUGCCAAGUCAUGAUUCACAACAAAGUUCUUCAAAUUACCCACUUCACUAAGUAACUCUAAGAUCCAUUUGCAAUUAGUAAAGUGAGACGAUUUAUUGGCACAUACUUUUCAAAGCUAGAUUCAAAUAAUGAAUAACACAAGGAGUCCAAAAUAUACGAGGAAAUUUCUCCUCCACCAUAGAACCGACAAGUUUCAUAUUACUUGUUUUAUCCGUAAUAACUUGACAACAUUAUUUGGACCUACCUUUUCUAUUGCUUCAAUAAAUAAAUUAGCAAUAUAUUCUCUAUCUUUCGUGAUUCCAUUAGAAUUUAUUGAAUUUAAAAACAUUGGAUCCCCACUAGAUGAUGCUAAUAUAUUGAUCAAAGGUCGUCUUUUAGUGUCGAACCAUCCGUCUGAACAAAUCGACAACCUUUUCUUUUUCCAUGUAUCUUUAAUUGAUUGCAACUUUCUAUCAAUGUGAGUCUCUUUUCUUGAGCUAAAAGAGUUGUUCUCAACCUAUUAUAUGACAGCGGAAUAUAACCGGGAAUGAAAUUUUCAGCUAAAAACUUUGAAUAUUUUUUAAAGUAUGGAGAAUUUGCAAAAUUGAACGAUAAACUUGAUGUGUAAAACAUUCUAGCUACUAAUUUGUCAGCAGUAUGCCGAAAGAUUUUCCUAUAGCUCCACUUUGUCAACUCUUUCUUUUUUUAUGUUGAAGAAAUCAGUGCCCUCUGGAAGAGAUAUAUAAUCAAUUUUUUUUCUUGCAUCAACUUGAACUAAUGAUUUUUUCUUUUCAGCUUGUUCGUGUUCCAUUUUCAAAGUCCUUAAUGUAUCACCUUGAACUUCGCUACAUAUUUGAACUCAAUGGCGUGAUAAUUUUAAGAGAUGUGCUUUAACUCUAUAUAUGAUCUAGUAUCUUGUUUUGCAAUACACGGACAAUAUUCUAUUUCCACCACCACUGGGAACAGUUGAAAUUAGUUUUACAUGAUUCCAUACUGCCUUGCCAUCAAAAUCUACUCCUACACUUUUUGUUGGUCUCAUAGGACCCUUUCCCUUUUGACUACUCGAUGCAGAUGAUGCCAUAUUAUUUGAUAAAGAAUGAUCGAGUUUUUUAGGUUAAAUUUUUUUUUUGACAGAGGUUCUAUUUAUAAUGUUAUUGAUGAGGACAAUUUGAUACUUUUCCCAAUUUAUUUUUCCUUGACACAUAGGGAUUAGUUGAUAGUUACUUUACUAUUUUUAGUUACUUUUGCCAUUGGUUUUACUUUUCAAUUAGGAUUAGUAUUAAGAAUUUCUUUAACUUACGUAUGUUUACCAAAAAAAAACUUUUGUAUAAUUGGGAGUACUUUUUCAACGCUAGGAUAACUGCUGUCAAAAUAUUAUUUUACUAUAUAUUGAUUGUUUUUUACAUUAUAGAGAAUUAAAAAAUAUAAAGACAUAGGCGACAUGUUUCUUUUUCUUUGCUAAAGAAUAAAUAUAAAGAUUGGUUCUUCGGAAGACGACAACAUCUACUGUUUCUUCCCUAGCCGACAACUGACAUGUCUCUGUUCUUCCCAAGCACAUCGACAACUGAAAAUUGAUUUUUUUUGUCAACUUUACAGUCGUCGAUCGGACUUUUUCCAGGUAAAUUGUCGGUCUAUUGUCCAAUUAAUCCCCUCAAGUUUCUUCUUGAAUUUGGUCAACAUAUCAGAAAUCGUUUGAUCGAAUCUGAGAUGACGGUAGCACCCAUACCCGUGUCGAGAUGGGUUCGGUGGCAAAACUGAUGAGUCCACACAACAUAGGUAUCCAUACUCGGAUUUGCACCCCCGAAUCGUUAAAUUUAAAUUUUCCUAAAUCUGACUCUUGGAUCCGCACUCGCCUCAGAUACCCGCACCCGAGUCCAAGCAACUUAUAUUGUAAUCCCAGCUUCAUCAUUUUUGGGCGAUGAAGGCAUUCGUGUGAAUAUAAAGUUACCUUUCUCCAAAAAAAAAAAAAAAAAAGAGACACCUAGCCUUUUGGGAAUGAUUUGGAGUUGAUAAACCUUCAAAACAUCUGUUGUUUCUUUCUGACCAUACACACCAGCAGAUACUAGUAGGUAUCAUCUUCUAGAUUGGUUUGAUGGCCUUACCAACUCUCCAAUUGCACCUACAUUCAAAGGCCUCUUUGGUGCUAUAUGGCAUUACCCAAUUAGGCUCCAUUUGUUUUUUUUUAAGAUUCAGACGUCUGAAUCUGAAUGCACAUCUGAAUGAUUAAGGCGUUGUCUUUAGAUCUGAAAA